Messenger RNA from Phalaenopsis equestris, 354 nucleotides. Its product is annotated as glutaredoxin-C7-like. The record is from RefSeq and is a predicted model, not a curated record. NCBI's taxonomy places the organism in Eukaryota, Viridiplantae, Streptophyta, Magnoliopsida, Asparagales, Orchidaceae. The transcript has a single exon. Bases 8 to 337 code for a protein of 109 amino acids.
UGGAGAGAUGAAGAAGAUGGCGGCGGCGCUGAGUCUCGACGGCGGCGAGUCGCCGGAGAUGAUGAUGGCUGAGAACCCGGUGGUGGUUUUUAGUCGAAGAUCAUGUUGUAUGUGCCAAGUGAUGACGAUAUUGCUUUCGAUGGUCGGCGUGAGAGCGAAGGUUGUCGAAUGGGAGGAGGAGGAGGCGGCCACCGGAGAGGUUAUGGUGGCGGAGGAGGGGAUGCCGGUGGUGUUUAUCGGCGGGGAGCGGAUUGGGGGGCUGGAAAGGCUUAUGGGGAUGCAUCUGAGUGGGCGGCUUGUUUCCAGGCUGAAGGCAGCAGGGGCUAGCUUUCAUUAGGUUGGUGGAACAAUUAU